Molecule: messenger RNA, 645 nt
Organism: Acromyrmex echinatior (Panamanian leafcutter ant)
Lineage: Eukaryota; Metazoa; Arthropoda; Insecta; Hymenoptera; Formicidae
Molecular function (GO): nucleic acid binding
Source: RefSeq, a predicted model, not a curated record
AUGGCGUAUCACCCCGCCUCGAAUGAUAUGAUCGAGCAGUGGCAUAGAAGCUUAAAGACUGCAAUAAUGUGUCAUGCUAAUAAAAGUUGGUCACGAAUACUUUCGACCGUACUAUUAGGUCUGCGUACUCAUGUCUGCCUUGACACCGGUGCAUCGCCUGCAGAAUUCGUUUACGAAACGACGCUGCGCGUCCCCGGAAAAUUUGUACUGCCGGACGACUUCAUUCCUAAUCCUAAAAUGUUCAUCGAAGAAUUCCACGAGCAUAUGCGCAAAAUUAAGUCAAUCUCGGUAGAGCAUAAGAAACGCGCAUUUGUAUUCAAAGAUUUAUACUCAUGUUCCCAUGUGUUUCUAUGGGUGGGCGGUACCAAGAAAGCGUUAGAGCGUCCUUACACCGGCCCUCACAAAAUCGUAAAUCGUGUGUCGGAUCGAGUAUUCGACAUUGAUGUUAACGGUACACAGCGCAGUGUAUCGGUCGAAAAUUUAAAACCAGCAUAUGGCAUACGCGAUGACUUAUGUAGUGCAACCCUAGAAGCAGGACAAAUAACCAAUUCGUUCAGCAACGAGCAACCAGCUUUAAAAAAACAUAUGCGCGUCCGAAGAAAAAAGUCACCUUCGCCUUAUAAUUAUAAUAAAUACUCCCAAUGA